AUGGACAACAAUAGACUGGUCAAGAUAGCGCACGAUAACCCCUAUUGGGCCGAAGGAGUACCGGCUGACCCAGAAAAAGAUGGAGCGACAUCCUUGAAGCAGGAUAGGAGGGUAGUCAGGGAAAAAACGGAUAUAGUGGUUAUUAAGAGUCCCAGGAAAGCAGCCGGGACGUUUAGGAUGGUAGUUGAUGGGCAUAGAAUAGAGGCCAAAAACAGAUGUAAGUACUUAUGGGUAAUGUUUACAAAAAAUUUAGAUUUUGCAACCCACAUUGACUUCAGCACUGAGAAGGUAAAUAAGAAGACAGCGCAACAUCAAAGGCUGUUGCCGAUUAUAGGCGGACCUGGGUAUUACAAUCGCGGGGUUUUGUGUCAAGUGAUGCACAGCGUCCUCCUGUAUGCGGUUCCAGUCUGGAUACAAAGGAUGGUCGCAACGCAAAGGAAAGAAGGAUUGUUUAGGAUUGUCUCGGCCUAUAGAACUGUAUCGACUAAGGCAGCCCAGGUGAUCGUGGGAUUUCCUCCCAUCGACCUCAUGGUUGCUGAGAGGUGUUUUACAGUAGGAAGCAGAAUAAUAGAAGAAUGGCGAGGGAGAGGACGUUCAGGAAAUGACAUUAGAGAUGAGAUGCGUUGGAUACGAAGGCACGGUGGAUAA
Diorhabda sublineata is the source of this 648-nucleotide messenger RNA. RefSeq lists its product as uncharacterized. The coding region runs from base 1 to 648 and encodes 215 amino acids. The transcript is spliced from 2 exons. Lineage: Eukaryota; Metazoa; Arthropoda; Insecta; Coleoptera; Chrysomelidae. The record is from RefSeq and is a predicted model, not a curated record.